GAGCGUUAGGACGCAUUGCCGUCAUUGAUUGUUGUUGGUAACGGCUGUGGAGGAGUCGGGUUUUGAACUACUUUGUAGCUGCGGCGGGAGCUACUCGCGGGAGGGUGGUUAAUUGUGCUGCUUGGCAGCAGUGUCAAAAGCUAGGGACACAGAGCAUUGCAACUUAAGCCUGCUGCAGUGGAGAUGGAGGGCUUUGAAUUUUCUGAAGAGGAUAUUCAAAAACAGCUAGCUUUGAUGGGUUAUACAAACAUUUCUAAAGAAAGAUUAUGUGAGUUUAAGAGAGAUUUGGAAGAACUAGUAAAGCAUGAUCGUUCAAAAAGCCAUACUUCUAGCGACGCAAGUACUGCACGGCAAGCAGACAGCAGUGGCUCUUCCCCUUCUAAUGGGAAUAGAGCAAGCCACAUGCAGCACCAGUUUCCUGAGUCCAGAGAUUGCUGUAUUCCUUUAGACCAUGGAAAACAGACAUCAUUCUCCAUUACUGGGAAAGAAAAUUGCCCUGUUAAUGUAUACAGCACUCUCAGUCAGGAGUAUGAUCCCUAUAGUGUGCAUACUGUGGCGCAGAAGAGGUCUCGACCCACGUCUGCACCUCCUUUGAUGAGGACACUGAACAUACUGCACAGCCCAGGUGCAGAGAGCAGCAGCAGUGCAUUAUUGUCUGAUGCAAGCAGAAACAGCAGCCCUGAGAGUACAGCAAAGGUGUUGAAGAAACCGGCAAUACAAAGAAAAAUAUUAAGGAAAAGGAAUGGAGAAUCUCAUGUGUAUGUUGAAUCUUCCUUCAGUGAGCCAGAAUCAGAUGCGGUUAGUGACUUGGGGGAGAGGUUAAGUAUACUUCAAGCUCAUGGCGCUGAAACAGAGUCAGACUUAGAAAGUGUCGAAACAUCUAGUUCCUGUUCCAGUAGAAGGCGUCCUUAUUCUGCACAUCCAUUUCUGACAAGAGAUCAAUUUGGUCGCAAGCAAGCAAAGAGCGAAGAUGAUGAUAAUGUUUCCUAUCGUCCCAAAUCAUUUAUAAGACCACUUAUGGAACAUCCUCAUACGAGAAAUUUGAAGAAGACUGAUCCUGUAGCAAAAUAUUUUCAAUAUAAACAAGAUUGGGAUUCAUUUAAAGCUCCAGGGGAAAAGAACAGAAAAGAACUGAGAUGGUGUAUAAGGGAGCAAAUGCUUUACCAGAGCCGACCUCCACCUAAACCUCAACGUAUUUAUAUACCUAAUAACUAUGUAGUACCCACAGAAAAGAAGAGAUCAGCAUUGAGAUGGGAAGUCCGACAUGACUUGGCAAAGGAAACAUUCCACAGACAUUUUUCUGUCCUUGGUGAUGGUGUCAUUCAUCUGCAGGCAGAUUGUUGAAAGCAUACUUAGUAGAAGAGUAACUGCCAUAAUCCAAAGAUGAGAUAAUUGCAAGUGGAGUUUUGUUAAAAGCAUGCCAAAUCACAUUUCAGAUUUCAAUGCAAUGUGCUGUGAUGAUUGGCCCAAUACAGAUGUUCUUCAAAAAUCUUUUUGUAUGUUGAUAUUGUGGAAAUGGCUUAGAACUGAAACAGGCAUAUUGCAAAAAUAUUUUUAUGGGAUUUUUUUUUCUUUUAAAUUAUUUAAUAACAGUUUACAGUGCCUUUGUUUUUACUUAAAUUCUACCCAUCAUGGUUGGUAAAUUGAAAAAUAUUUCUUGUUAAUUUUUAAUAAAUUCUCAUGUUUUAGUCCUUUAUAUUCUGAAAUUCACUGGAUUUGUAGUUGCAAAUAUUUUUAAAUUCUUGCUGACUGCAGCAAUAUUCAUGGGCAGUACUGAUUUGAAAAAAGUGGUAACAUAAACUCCUUGUGUAGGUCUUUGGUUUCAAGAAAAGUUUGUUGCAUAAAUUUAGAUUUGUCAUGUCUUGAUAAGGGCAAUGUAGUCUUCUGCUGUACCAUUAAAGAUCAUAGAAUGUA
Molecule: messenger RNA, 1914 nt
Organism: Protopterus annectens (West African lungfish)
Lineage: Eukaryota; Metazoa; Chordata; Ceratodontiformes; Protopteridae
Gene: HYLS1
Product: HYLS1 centriolar and ciliogenesis associated
Exons: 12
Coding region: 184-1344 (386 amino acids)
Biological process (GO): cilium assembly
Cellular component (GO): centriole; non-motile cilium
Source: RefSeq, a predicted model, not a curated record